UGUUGAAAAUAAACAAUAAAAAAUAGUGAAAAGCUGAAAAUUGCUGUAAUACAUAAUACAGCGAAUUCAUACCAGUUAUUGGCAAAAGAAUUUACUGAUAUCUCUCUUCACUCAGCAUGAGUGCGUCGAGUGAAGGCGGCGCGGUAGGUGGUGGCGGUGGUGUAGGUGGCGGUACAGUGGGUGGCAGUGUCAGCGGAAGUACAGCUACAACAUCAUCAGCCAUAUUGAAAACGAUUAAAAUUCGGAAUCUGAAUCAAGGCACACCAAUCAAUUUGCUAUCACACACGCCAACAGCAACAACAACAACAACACAACAACAAUAUUCAAAUCUCCAUACACAUCCGCACACACAUUCGCAUCCGCAUGCACAAGUGCAAUUGCGAGGAAUUAUAAACAAAUAUUCAUUCUCACAACAACCAACACAACAUUUGCCCUCCACAGUAGCGGCCAAAAUAACCCAUGUCAAAUCCGAUAUUGGCGGUGGGAUCUCAAUUACCGCCGGGACUCCCAUCAUCAGCGGUGGCACCAUUAAGGUGGCCACUGCCGGCUCAGUUAAUCAGGUUCAGCAAUCCAAUCUAACCGGCGGUGGUCCUGGCCCUGGACAGCAACAACAACAGACAACUGCCGCGUCCAUACGUGCUAUUGGUGCUGGUGGCCAAUCAACUCAGGUGCGUGUCGUCAUGCCGAUGAUCAAACAAUUAGAGAAUGUCACAGCCACCGGACGAACACAGAUUACGGCCAUACCAGCUGGUGCAUCGGCUUCCACGGUGGCUCGCAGUGUGUCCAAUGCAUCGAUUACGGUCACUCGUCCAGUUACCCAGGGCACUUACGUGCCACGUGCCUCUGUGACAGCCACCCAGAUGGGUAGCGUUAGUGUCGGAGGCGUUGGUGUGGGUGGUGUCAAUGUCGGUGUGGGCGUGGCGGCCACACAACGUCUAGUUACCCCAUUGAGAGCCACAUCGACGGCCACAGUGACACCAGCAUCGGCGUCACCAGCGGGACUUCAAGCGGGCGGUUUUAUACGUGGCACCACCGUCAGUCGCAGUUCCAAUCAGCCACCGAACUCCACUGUAAUCUCAUCGGCCAAUAGUGCAACAGCUGCUGCCUGGAUGCAAAGUUCCACGGGUCAAGUGCAGCUAAUACGAGCCAUACAUCAGCCGAGGCAACGGAUCAUCACCACUUCCGCCGGUGGGGCAGUUAGCAGUGCAGUUGCUGCCAGCACUCCGGCAGCUUCAGUCCAAACCCCAACAGCACUCACUGUGUCCGCUGCCCAGCCAAUGCCAUCGCAACAACAGCCACAGCAACAGCCCACGGCUGGAAACUCUCAGGCCGCGGCUGCAGCGGCCUAUGUGGCCACUGUAUUGCCUCCACGUCAGCCCCAUCAACAGGCCACUCUUGUCUAUUCAUCCAAUCCAAAUCCCGCUGCAGUGGUCAAUCCCAGUGGUCACCAGCCCGGUCAGCCUGUCGGCGGUCAGCAGCAACAACAGCAGCAAUUCAAUCCACGUUUUGCUGUAGCCACGCCCACCACAACGCCGGGUGGAAGCACUGUGACACCACGUCAGGUGCGUCCCAUUCCACUGGGUAAAAGUUUCCCGGCGGCGAAAUUAAACACCACAAGCAUCAGCAUACGAGCUCCGAGUAUGCCACCCACUCAGACACCGGUGAGUGUGAGUGCUGGCGGGGCAACGGUUACGGCCCAGGGCCGUGGCCCGGUGGGCGGCACAACGACAACCACAAAUCUACCCACCACCCGGAUCAUACAGCUCCAACAGCCAGGGACAAGUGGAGCCACCGCGCAGCAGAUCAUAGGAUCAACGACACGUCUGACGGGCAAUGUGAUGCUACAGCCAUUCCUAAUGAGUACGACGCAGGCGGCCAAAAUGGGCAUAAGACCACCGGUGACCAUGACAGCCAAGGUGCAGCCAUCGCUAACGAUUACCCAAUUGAAUCCGAUUGGCAAAUUGUCGGCUUCGGGUGGUGCUGGUGGUGGUGGAGCCACUGGAGGAGCACCCACCCUAACGCCGCAGGGAGUGGCCAGCAUACAAGCUGUUCCAGUGCCCAGCGGUGUGGCAACUAGUGCAACUGGAGUGGGUGUGACCACAGCUCAGGCAGCGGCGGCGGCGGCUGCUGCUGCUGCUGGAGGAGCUACAGUUCUGCCACUGACCAUCAGUGGACGUGGCGGAGCCGUUGGGCCAGGUGGUAACAUAUUGACGGGCACUUUGACACCAAUAAAAAAUGCCAGCGGCAUAACCGGAGUGAAAAUGAUGAUGACCCAGGCGACAUCAAGUGGCGAUGGUGCCAUCGGACCUGGAGCAACUGGCAAUGCUCCAGCUGGUUUCCAACGUACAUGGAAUCCAGUGGUUGCCUCACAAAGUCAACUAAUGAAGAUUGAGGAGAAAACUGUUGGUAGUUCUGGCGGUGGAGCUGCCACCAUUUAUUAUGAAUCCAUGCCAGCAUCUGCCUCAACUGGAGUCCUCUCGCUGACCACCGCAACAGUUAGCCAGAGUAGCCAGGCUCAGCCUCAGUUGGUCAGCAGUGCGGGCCCAAGUAGUUUAUCCGUCUCUUCGCUACCCUUUGGCGCAGCAGGCCCCGGCGGUGCCGGUGGUGUUGCUGGUGGAGCAGCUAGUUCCACCUUUACGGUCCUGCCCUCGGGGACGACAGCAGCUGGGGCAGCCGGAGCUCGUGCCAUAGGACAUCAGCAAUUGAUUAUACCAGCGGGUGCAGGUGCUGGAGCAAAUGCUGCAGCUCAACACAUGGUGAUACCAUUGCACACGUCCGUCAAGGUGACCACCCAAGGUGGAGCAGGCGCCGCCACAGCAAGUGGAGCAGCCACCAUUGGUCCCGCAACAGCAAGCGCGGCUGUGUCCAGUUUUAUGCGUAAACGUGAUGCCGAUGGUUCCCCCAUACGGGCUGCUAAGAAUCUGCAACCCACUCUGCUGUCCAUGGCCAGUGGCAGCAGUAGCAAUCAGAUUCAAUCCACCGGCUCGGCUUUCCAAUUGCAACCCGUCUCGGUGACUACAGUGCCGUGCCAGCAGCAACAGCAACCAGUUACCUCAUUACCACCAACAUCGGGAGCCACUCUAACUGUGGAGGCAUUGGCCAAGAGGGGCAGCAACGUGCCCAUAAACUCAUCCGCUGUGGUUGCAGCUGUUGCCGCCGCUGCCGCUGGAGUGAAUGUGGUGACGACUACACGAAAUUUGCGCGCCGAAUCGCCAGCCUCUUCGGAUGGUUCCACCACCGUGUCGGCCAAUUCAUCGCCGGGAGUGGAUCAGCAAAUGGAGAAUAAUACAAAUAUGACCAUUAAUCGCCUUAACGAUGCUCCUCCAGCCAUAACCAAUAUUGUUGGCCAAGUGACCUCAAGUGGACGGGACAAUGCCACGCAUUUUAAUCCCAUCAAUGAGUUGUAUGCCACCCACCAGAAUUUGGCUCAUACAUCGCUGGGUGUACGAACGGGGAAUAGCGCCUUUGUAGAUGUCCAAGCAGCUGCAGCUGCUGCCGCCGCCGCUGCCCAACAGCAACAAUCGACAGUCUCAGCACUCCAUCCAGGUGCUCUGCCAGGUCAUUUGCAGCAGGUGACGCGCAUAAAUGGCACUGUCGGCAGCAGUUCAUCACAGACUGGCUUUGAUGGCACCGCACCGCGCAAAAAACCACGAAGAUCAACCAAUGACAGCCAACAGUCCAUCCAGAGUCAAGCUUCCCUCACGCUGCCACCACCUACGACGCCUACAGCAGCAGUAGUAGUAGGAGGAGGAGGAGGAGUAGGAGCCAAUGCAGCAGCAGGAGCACCAACUGUUGUCCCUGUUGUUACUCCCGGAGAGGCGCCAACAACCUCAGGAUAUAAUAAUGGUGGACUUUUGGUUACGGCUACGCCUGGCUUGGUAAUGACCACCACCAAUGCCAAUGAUGCCAAUCAUCGUCUCAAUCCUGCCCCACCCGUUAUUGUUGGCAACAAGGAGAAUGCUAAUCCCGUGGACUUUGUUCUAAAACGACCACGCAAUUGUGCAUUGCUGAAUACAUAUAAGCCCACCCAUAAGUUGGCCAAUAAUCAUUUCCAUCGAUAUACUGAUGUCAAGCCACGUGAAGAGCGUCGUGCCUCCGUCAUUGAUUUGGCUAAUCAGCCAAAUGUCCAGGGUAAAAUCAAUGGCUGGAAAAUUUAUCAUUUGCGUUCACAAAUGGAAGAUUUGAAUGAAUCGGAAGUGGUCAGUCUGGGGCGAUUGGAGGCUAUGCUUAAAGAAUUGGAAAAGGACAAGGAAAAGCAUAGCGAAAUCGAACGUAUCAAUGAGCUAUUAAAGGGCAACAUACAGCGAAGUAAAAUCAUAUCGGACGGAAUUGGUGAGGCACAAAAUCAGCUUAUGAAAAUCUUUGAGCAUAAACCUCAUGUCUCCGAUAUUAUUAAUCGUUGUGCAUCAAAACGGAAUUUCAAAAAACGCGAAAAGGUCUAAUCCUACCCUCCCCACCCGUAAUGUCCCCCUCCUCUCCUCUAUAAGUUAAUUUAGACUAAAAUGUAAUUUACCUUAAAUUAAUUUUAAAAAAAAUAUUUGCAAUCGAAUUUGUAAGACAAAACAAAGAAAAACGUUACAAAGAAAAAAUAAGAGCAAAUCCAAAUGUAAAUAAAUGCAAUAUUUUUUGAA
This is a messenger RNA of Drosophila willistoni, 4631 nucleotides long. RefSeq names its product histone deacetylase complex subunit SAP130-B (gene Sap130). The transcript is spliced from 10 exons. Gene Ontology annotation, biological process: negative regulation of transcription by RNA polymerase II. The record is from RefSeq and is a predicted model, not a curated record. NCBI's taxonomy places the organism in Eukaryota, Metazoa, Arthropoda, Insecta, Diptera, Drosophilidae. The coding region runs from base 117 to 4442 and encodes 1441 amino acids. Gene Ontology annotation, cellular component: Sin3-type complex.